Sturnus vulgaris (Common starling) is the source of this 1071-nucleotide messenger RNA. NCBI's taxonomy places the organism in Eukaryota, Metazoa, Chordata, Aves, Passeriformes, Sturnidae. The record is from RefSeq and is a predicted model, not a curated record.
AUGUACCCAGCUGUAUCUCAGGUGUACCCAGGUGUAACCCAGCUGUAUCUCGGGUGUUCUCUCCCGCAGUUCCUGUCCGUGUGCUCCCCGCUGACGCAGGAGCACCCCGAGGUGCUGACGUUCCUGGGCUCGCGGCACCUGCGGGCCCACCCGGAUUUCCGGGGCUCGGCCGAGUUCCGGAACAUUCUGGGCCGGCUCCUGCGGCGCGUGCGGGACCGGCCCCGCAAGGUGUACGUGUACAUCAACGAGCUGUGCACCGUGCUCAAGGCCCGCGCCCUGCGGCGCCGCCUGGCCCUGCGCUCCGCCCCGCCCGCCGCCGACCCGUGUCCGCCCAGUACGGACCACGCUCCGUCCCGCUGCUCCGGCGCCUCCUCCCGGCUCGCCGGCUCCGAUCCCUCUCGGCGGCCCGAGGAGCCGCGGCGCUCGGGCGGCUCCCGGCGGCAGAUCCGGCACCUGGAGCACCUGCUGCGCGUCUACGCCAGCGAGAUCCGGCGGCUGCAGGAGCGGGAGCUGGACCUGGCCGAGCUGGACAGCGCCGACUCGCCGUACCUGCAGGAGAACCGGCUGAAGCGGCGCAUGAUGCGCAUCUUCCGCCGCCUGUGCCAGCUCAAGGAGUGCAGCAGCCUCACGGGCCGGGUGCUGGAGCAGCGCAUCCGCUUCCGGGGCACGCGGUACCCCGAGGUGAACCGGCGCAUCGAGCGCUUCAUCAACCGGCCCGACGCCUUCCCCGACUACUCGGACAUCCUGCGGGAGAUCCGCGGCGCCAGCGCCCGCCACGGGCUGGGGCUGGGCCGGCGGCAGAUGGAGAACAUGGCCCAGGAGGCCUUCAGGGAGGUGGGCAACCGGCUGCAGGAGAGGAGGCACCUGGACCUGGUGUACAACUUCGGGAGCCACCUGACGGACCAGUACCGGCCAGGCACGGACCCGGCGCUGUCGGACCCCGAGCUCGCGCAGCGGCUGCGCCGGAACCGGCGCCUGGCGCUGGCCCGCCUGGAUGACGUCAUCGCCCGCUUCGCCCAGCGCCAGGAACGGAGCCGGGACACGGAACCGGCCCGGAAACACCGGAACAAG